This is a messenger RNA of Pipra filicauda (Wire-tailed manakin), 6972 nucleotides long. RefSeq names its product MCC regulator of WNT signaling pathway (gene MCC). The record is from RefSeq and is a predicted model, not a curated record. Lineage: Eukaryota; Metazoa; Chordata; Aves; Passeriformes; Pipridae. Bases 647 to 3124 code for a protein of 825 amino acids. Gene Ontology annotation, molecular function: calcium ion binding. The transcript has 17 exons. Gene Ontology annotation, biological process: negative regulation of canonical Wnt signaling pathway. Gene Ontology annotation, cellular component: cytoplasm.
UUCCACUCUCCUUUUGGUACCGCCCCUUCCAUGCACCCUUUAGCCAGCAGCAAGACAGCUGUGUUUGAUCAUAAACCACUUAAACUCCAGGCUCACUGGCAGGGGAAACUUUAGCGUGAAGUGCAACACUGGUUUCUCUCGGUGAGGGGAGCUUUCUUCUCUUUUCCUUUCUCCCUCUGUGAACACUGAAGACUGUAGCAGCGCUCCCUUCUUUUUAAUUUCUCUGUGGACUUGUGUGAAGCUCAUCAAAUUUUUCUGAGUAUGUUCAACGGCAUUGGGAGAUGCCCUUCAACAGAGUUGUGGAAAAGAGCAGAAUAAAACAGACAGCAGAGAUGAAGCACGCCUUGGAGAUGGACUAAGACAGCCCUGAGGUCCUGGUAAGCAGUUUCUUCUCUGAAUUCUCUGAGCACUCCACAGUAUUAACAAGUCUCUCACAGCAAUGGAUUGUCUGUGAAGUCAAAACCAGUUUGGCUCUUUUAGAAAAUCUUGCAUCAUUAACUUAAACUCUCAGUGUGGAGUAAAAAUGGCUGUCUAGAGCAAAAUGUGUCAGAUGGAAAAAUUUUGGAGGAGAAAGUAUUGAACCAGUUGAACAAAGCUUUGAAGCAUUGAAAUCUGCAGAAAUCGUCAAGCCCUGAGAAGUCUAAUCAUGAAUUCUGGAGUUGCUAUGAAAUAUGGAAAUGACUCCCCUGCAGAGCUGAGUGAGCUUCAUUUAGCAGCCCUGGCUUCAUUAAAGGGAGACAUAGUGGAGCUUAAUAAAUGUCUACAACAAACAGAAAAGGAACGUGACCUGUUGGAAAAGAAACUGGCUAAAGCACAGUGUGAGCAAUCCCACCUGAUGAGAGAGCAUGAAGAUGUGCAGGAGCGAACAACGCUGCGCUACGAGGAACGCAUCACAGAGCUGCACAGUAUCAUUGCUGAACUGAACAAGAAAAUCGAUCGACUACAGGGAACAACAAUAAGGGAGGAGGAUGAGUACUCAGAGCUGCGGUCGGAGCUCAGCCAGAGCCAGCAGGAGGUUAACGAGGACUCGCGCAGCGCGGACCAGAAUUCCGUUUCAGUACCAGAGAAUCAGUCCACCGUGGUCACUGCAGAUAUGGAUAACUGUAGUGACUUGAAUUCAGAACUGCAAAGAGUGCUGACAGGUCUGGAAAAUGUUGUCUGUGGACGGAAGAAAAGCAGCUGCAGUUUGUCAGUAGCAGAAGUGGACAGGCACAUUGAACAGCUCACUACUGCCAGCGAACACUGUGAUUUAGCCAUUAAGACUGUAGAAGAGAUUGAGGGUGUACUGGGACGUGACCUUUACCCAAACCUGUCAGAGGAGAGGUCUCGAUGGGAGAAGGAGCUCGCUGGCCUACGAGAAGAGAAUGAAAGCCUCACGGCCAUGCUGUGCAACAAAGAGGAGGAGCUCAACAGGACCAAGGCCACCAUGAACGCUGUCCGUGAGGAGAGGGACAGGCUGCGCAGAAGGGUUCGAGAGCUUCAGACACGUUUGCAGAGCGUGCAGGCAACGGGCCCAUCCAGCCCCAACCGUCUCACUUCUGCCAAUCGACCCAUCAACCCCAGCACGGGAGAGCUGAGCACCAGCAGCAGCAGCAACGACAUUCCCAUUGCCAAGAUUGCUGAAAGAGUGAAGUUGUCAAAGACAAGAUCAGAGUCUUCAUCAUCUGAUAGACCUGUCUUAGGAUCAGAAAUCAGCAGCAUAGGGGUGUCUAGUACUGUGGCUGAACAUUUGGCACAUUCCCUCCAAGACUGCUCAAACAUCCAGGAAAUCUUCCAGACUCUCUAUUCACAUGGAUCUGCUAUCUCUGAAAGUAAAAUUCGAGAAUUUGAAGUGGAGACAGAGAGAUUAAAUAGCCGUAUUGAACACCUGAAAUCCCAGAAUGACUUACUGACAAUAACACUGGAAGAGUGCAAGAGCAAUGCUGAGAGGAUGAGCAUGCUUGUUGGGAAGUAUGAGUCCAACGCCACGGCCCUCAGGCUGGCGUUGCAGUACAGUGAACAAUGCAUAGAAGCGUAUGAACUGCUGUUGGCAUUGGCAGAAAGUGAGCAGAGUCUUAUUCUUGGGCAGUUCAGAGCUGCAGGUGUUGGUUCUGUUGGAGACCAGACAGGUGAUGAAAACAUCACACAGAUGCUUAAGAGAGCUCAUGACUGCAGGAAGACAGCUGAGAAUGCAGCAAAAGCCUUGCUAAUGAAACUAGAUGGGAGCUGCGGGGGAGCCUAUGCAGUCACUGGCUGCAGUGUGCAGCCCUGGGAAAGCCUCUCAUCCAACAGCCACACAAGUACCACCAGCUCAACUGCAAGCAGCUGUGAUACGGAAUUUACAAAGGAGGAUGAGCAGCGGCUGAAGGAUUACAUCCAGCAGUUGAAAAAUGACAGGGCAGCAGUGAAACUGACAAUGCUGGAGCUGGAAAGCAUCCACAUUGAUCCCCUUAGUUAUGACGUUAAGCCACGCGGAGACAGCCAGAGGCUAGACCUGGAAAAUGCAGUCCUGAUGCAGGAACUUAUGGCAAUGAAGGAGGAGAUGGCAGAGCUCAAGGCACAGCUUUACCUGCUAGAGAAGGAGAAGAAGGCAUUGGAAUUGAAACUGAGCACUCGAGAGGCCCAGGAGCAGGCCUACCUCGUCCACAUUGAGCACUUGAAAUCUGAAGUGGAAGAACAAAAAGAGCAGAGAAUGAGGUCUCUCAGCUCAACCAGCAGUGGAAGCAAAGACAAACUGGUCAAGGAAUGCAGUGAUGGCACCGCAGCACCAUUAACUCUUGCUGAGCUGAGACCAUACACCGAGAGUGAACUGACUGCUGAGCUGACAAACGCACUCAGGAGGGAGAAGAAACUGAAGGCUAGAGUGCAGGAGUUAGUGAGUGCUUUGGAGAGGCUCACGAAGAGCAGUGAGAUCAGACAUCAGCAGUCAGCAGAAUUUGUUAAUGACCUUAAAAGGGCAAACAGCAACUUGGUAGCAGCUUAUGAAAAAGCAAAGAAAAAGCAUCAAAACAAGCUGAAGAAACUGGAAUCACAAAUGAUGGCCAUGGUGGAGAGACAUGAAACACAAGUGAGGAUGCUCAAACAAAGAAUAGCUUUACUGGAAGAAGAGAACUCCAGACCACACACCAAUGAAACUUCACUUUAAAUGCAUCUCUUUAAAGGAUGCUUAGUGCCAUUACAACUUUCUUUUGGAGGCUGCCUUUUAGGGAGCUUCAAACGCUAAAAGCUCUGUCAAUGCUGACACACUUAAAGCACCUUCUCUGGGAUCCCAGAGAGGUGUCAUGGGGAUAAUAAAAAUGUUAACCUUAAGAACUGUUUCAUAAUGUAAAAUGGCAGUGCCUGAAUUAUCAUGCUAUAAUUAUGUACGUUGUCUGUGUCGUUAUGUUUAUAUUCAUACAGCUUCUCUUCCAUUUUAUAUACGUCCCAUGGGUGACAGUGUCACAUAGCAAAAUAAUUAAUUUUAAGAGGUUUUCAUUUCAGUCAUUUGGAGAUCAUUUGAGAGUUUUCCCAAUCCCUGAGCUCCCUCUGCACACAAGUCCAUAUUGUGCCCUCAAGAAAGACUUGCUGUUGUGGUUAAACCAAACAAAUGGGCAGCUGCAGAGAGGGGAGAUGACAGGCUGCCUUGCUUUUUUGCACCCUAUUUGCAAUACUGCUGCUCACAGUGCAGAUCAGGUGGGAAAAUUCCUGUUGAUUUGGAAAAAACCCCAAGAAACUCUCAGAGUUGCAUCUCUGAGAACCAUGAUGAUGGUGUAUUUCUUACAGUUUGUAAGAGGGCUAAAGGCUGUGAGUUUCGCCACACCACGUAGAUGGUCUGAGCCAAGGGUGGGUAAGAAAUGAUAGGAGACCUUCUGGUAUUUAUAUUACAUGGUGUUUGCAACUACUUUGUAGAAGAGUUGGUUUUUCUUGCUAACACAUUAUAGCCAAGGUUUUCUCUAAGAAGCUGGGCCAUUUUUGUCACAUGUAUAGUACUUAUUACAGCUUACUGUGAUCAAGAGGUAGAACGUCUUUUUUUAAUACUUUUUUUUGACCCAAAAAGGUACUUAUUAGGAACGUACCUGUUUAAUAUCGAAUACGUAGGCACAAAACUAUAAAUGUGUAGAUGUAUGGAUAUCCUGUCACAAACAGAAUGUGAAUGGUAAAGUCUUCUUAUAGCUUCUUAGGUUAGUUUUUGUUACUGCUAACAUUUUCUUCUUUCGUUUAAGUCACAUCAUAUUGCUGUAUUAUCAAACUGACUGAAUGGCAAAUGUUGCCCUAUUAUAUUAAUGAACAUUAAGCAAAUCAUGGGGAUAAGGUUGAUUUCUGUUGGGGUCAAAAUACAGGAGUCUACCAUAGCACCUGUUACGUUCAGAUUCUUCUUCUUUUUGACAGAGUACGUAAAAGAGCUUCCAUGUGUGUUUUAACAUGGCAAACUAGAGUCAAUUCACUGUGCUAGCCUGCUACUAUGUUACACCUCUGCUUUGCUUUUUUCAGGCUUAUUUCCUAGGGAAUCUGAUUUCAGGAGUCAUUCAUCCUUUUUGCUUCACAUGUUGAGUGAGUUGCACCUCCAGUUUUACCAGUGUAUUUAGAAUUAUGAUAACUUCUCUCACUUAUUCCUCCCAUUUCUGGUACUAAGGAAAUAUUUUUAGACGACUUUAACUGUUUUUGUCUACCGUAGGGUUAGGCCAGGCAGCCAAAAUAUGGGAAUUUGUGUUCAGAGUAUGGCAUUAUUGUUACACCUUGGUUGCAUCUGAAACUGUAGCAGUUGGUGUUCAUCUCUUUCUACUGUAGCUGCUGUUGUCUUCUUUCCUUAGAGUAGUCAUUCCUACUUCCCUAGAGCCUGAUACUUCAUCUACAAAGCCAGCAUGACUGAUUGCAACAGCAAGUUAAAACAAUGCUGAUUUCAAAAUUUUUAGUUAGUAACAUCCUGGAAUUGGUUUUGAUCAGUCCUCUUUCUCAAGCUAAUUGCACUUAAUUUACAAUGUGAAUGGAAAUUUUUGCAAACCAGUCUGUUGAGGGAGGAGGCACAUUGAUUUCUGCUGCCUUUAUGGUGUUGCUUGGCAGCUUUCUGUGGCAUUUCCCUUUUUUGGCUAAGUUUCUCACCAACAGGAAUGUGGGGUUUUGCCAUAAGCUUCAGUUGUAGCUGAGCACACUUGUUUCACAAGAAACACAAAGGAAAAUAUCCACUAUGUACUGUGGUAAAAAUGCAAUUACACUUUUGUCUUCUGGCAUCUGAAACACCCAUCUGAUUUGAGGUAAUCUCAAAAUGUCCAUGUGAAAUACCUUUCAAUGAAGAGGACUAGAAACAACUACUGCACUGGAUUGCCUCUUAGGCUCUUUUUUUUUUUUUUUCUAUUUAGAAUAACAGAAUCACACAAUGAUUUGGAAGGGACCUUAAAAGAUCAUCUUGUUCCAACUCCCCUGCUGUGGGCAGGGACAUGUCCCUCUACACCAGGUUGCUUCAAGUCCCAUUCAACCUGGCCUUGAACACUUCCACGGAUGGAGCAUCCGCAGCUUCUCUGGGCAGCCUGUUCCAGUGCCUCACCACCUUCACAGUAAAGAAUUUAUUCCCUAAAAAAAUUUCUUAGUACCACUUGAAUUUAAAUCUGUCUUUAAAUUAUAGGUACAAAUUAAGAAAGCAUAAAACCACAGCAACACAGAAUGGUUGGAAGGGACCACUGGUGGGGUCAUCUGGUCCAACCUCCCUGCUCAAGCCGGGUUUCUUGGACCAGGUUACUCAGCAUUGCAUCCAGAUGGUUCUGGAACAUCUCCACUGAGGGAGACUCCACAAGCUCUCUGGUCAACCUGUUCCAGUGCUCAGUAAUCCGCUCAGGAAAGAAUUUGUUCCUCAUAUUGACGAUCAGUUUCUGCCUGUUGCCUCUUGUCCCCUUGCUAGGCGCCCCAAGCAGAGCCUGGUUCAUCCUCUGACCCAUCCCUGCAGACACUGACAGACAUUGAUGAGGUCCCCUCUCAGUCCUGUCCUCUCAGGGCUGAACAGGCACCUGGGUUUAGAGGCAUAAAAAACUGCAAUUGUCCUCAGUGCUUUUCAGGCCUCAAGACUUGCUGAUGUCGUUUCACUGCAUUUACUGUGUAUCUUUCCUGCCAACUGUGCUCUGAAAGUGCUUUAGAAUUAAUUAUAAAUCAUCAGUAAAUGUAAGCCUUUUUCUUCCCAGAGGGUUUGUAGAUGAAAAAGAAACACUGAUACCACACAGCCUCAGCAGCAGCAAGUUUGCCAGACCACCAGUUUAGUUUGCCCAAGCAAGCAGCUACUAAUUGAAUUGUUGGCAUGCUGGAAAAGAUCAGUAGAGAAGUGGUAAAAGGUUUAGUGCUAGUGUGAAAACUCUUCAAUAUUAAUAAUUAGCUGUAGUUCCAGUGUAGCCAUUACAAUGGCACCAACCCUGAGAAUAAAAGCCAAAAAACUUAACUCUGUUCAUGCAACUCUGAAAUACCAGCACAUGAGAUUUAUAUAAGAGUGUGUGAUGCGCCCUGAGUCACAGCAACUAAACUCUUCUAACAUUUGCUGCAGAAAUAAUACAUUGGAAAAACAAGAAAUAUAGGUGGUUCUUGCCAACAAAACCUAAGUCCACUCAUGACUUUUUGAUUUUUUAAGUCAUCAGAGUGCAUGAAACUUUGUAUUUCACAGUGUGUUCAGAAGAAAAAAAAAAUACUUUUUUUUUCUAAUUAUAUGUAUAAAUCUUCACCAGCUUGAAUGUACUGUUAGCUAUUGCAAAGCACAUGUGACUAAGUUUGCAUUCAUGUCAGUAUUGUUCUACUGGUUUUAUUAGGAUUUUCUCCUCCUUUAAUACUGCACCAUACAUUUUAACUUUAUAAAUUUUUCACCAUACUGAAUUAGCUUUAAAUGUGUUGCUACUUUUCAGUUUCCUAGCAGCUGUAAAAUAGCUAUUUUGUGUUUAUUUGAUAUAGAAUUGUAAAAAUUGCAUUUAUUUAUACAGAGGCAUUUAUAAUACUUAUUUUACAAAUGUUCUUAUAUUCUGAAUAAAUUUCUAAUGCUGUUUC